UUUAUGGUACAGAGGGAGAGGCUUUAUUCUCAGUUGCUGCGUACACCUUUCUGCCAUUGAUCUUUCCUUUCCUUUCCUCUUUUUUUCUCUGUGCUUUCCCUUUUCUUUUUCUCCAACCAAAUAAAUCCAAAUCUCUUCCGUCCUCGUAUCCAUCUCCCAUCUCCCUCCCUUUCCAUUAAGCCACCAUCCUCCCUCUCACUCUUUUUUUUUUUUUUCUUUCUUCCCCCUCUUCCACACAAAUCCUCCGGCGCCGCACAUGGAAAUGAGCCACCUAACCGCCGCGACGGCGUUCUCGGAGUCCGACAACGACAGCAGCGUCUGCUUCAGUGACGCCGUCCACAUGGAGGCCUCGGUGGUGGACUCCACCACGGCCGACGUGGAGGCCCUCCGCCGCCUCUCCGACAACCUGGGCUCCGCCUUCCAGUCACCGGACUUCGAUUUCUACGCGGACGCCAGUAUCGCCGUUGCCGGGAGCAUCCCGCGCGAAGUCGGCGUCCACCGCUGCGUGCUUUCCGCCCGGAGCCCCUUCUUCCGGGAGGUGUUUGCGAGAAGGGAGAAGGGGGUGCCGGCGAAGUUGGAGCUCAGGGAGCUGGUGAGGGACUUGGAGGUCGGGUACGAGGCCCUGGUGGUGGUUCUUGGGUACCUCUACAGCGGGAGGGUGGGCCCGCUCCCCAGGGGGUUUUGUACGUGCGUCGACGAGGAGUGCUCCCACGAGGGCUGCCGGCCGGUUGUCGAUUUUAUGGUCCAGGUGCUCUAUGCCUCCUUCACCUUCGACAUCUCUGAGCUGGUCAACCUCUUUCAGAGACACCUUCUUGAUAUUCUUAAAAAGGUGGCUAUAGAUGACAUACCAGUGAUUCUAAACGUUGCAAAUAUGUGCAGCAAGUUUUGUGCCAGAUUGCUUACCAAAUGCAUUGAAAUGGUAGCCAAGUCAGACCUGGACUUUGUUACACUUGACAAGGUGUUGCCUCCAGAUAUUGUCAAGCAAAUAAUGGAUUUGCGGUUAAAUUUUGGAAUAGCUAGACCUCAAAUCAAUGACAUUUCCAAUAAACAUGUCAAAAGAAUGCAUAGAGCUCUUGAUUCAGAUGAUGUUGAAUUAGUUGGAAUGCUGCUAAAGGAGGGACACACCUCUUUAGAUGAUUCAUAUGCUCUGCAUUAUGCUGUGGCAUAUUGUGACUUAAAAAUCACAACAGAGCUUCUGGAUCUUGGACUUGCAGAUGUUAAUCACAGAAAUCCAAGGGGUUAUACUGUUCUUCACAUAGCUGCAAUGCGUCGAGAACCACAAAUUAUUGUGUCCCUCCUAACAAAGGGAGCUAGACCAUCUGAUCUAACAUUAGAUGGAAGAAAUGCACUUCAAAUCUCGAAGAGACUUACGAGGUCUGUGGAUUAUUGUAGAUCUAUUGAAGAAGGAAAGGCUUCUCCAAAGGAUGGGUUGUGCAUUGAAAUAUUAGAGCAAGCUGAAAGAAGGGACCCACCAAUAGGAGAAGCUUCUGUUUCUCUUGCAAUGGCAGGUGAUGACCUGCGUGGAAGAUUAUUGUACCUUGAGAACCGAGUUGCUCUGGCAAGGGUUUUAUUCCCCAUGGAGGCAAAAGUUGCCAUGGAUAUUGCUCACGUGGAUGGCACUAUGGAGUUUCCCCUAGGUUCUACUUCAAACCAUACAACUACAAGUCAGAGAACAUCAGCGGAUUUAAAUGAAACACUUUUCAAAUUCAAGGAGUACCUAGCUCGAAUGGAAGCACUCUGUAGAACAGUGGAACUGGGUAAGCGAUUCUUCCCACGGUGCUCGGAUUUUCUUAACAAGAUCAUGGAUGAUGAAUAUACGGAGCUCACUUCUCUUGGGCAAGAUGACUCGGAAGAGAGAAGGAAGAGAUUCCUUGAACUGCAAGAAGGGGUGAUAAAAGCAUUUUGCGAGGACAAGGAGGAAUUUGAUAGGUCUGCACUCUCGCCUUCGCCAUCAACAUUACGGUCAAGAAAAUGAUGGUGGACAUAUCACAUUGAUUUGCACUACUUUUCUUCUUUGAAGCUUGCUUGUUUAUUGGCUUUUCUUGCCACGUGAUGGGCCCUUUUUUUUUUACUUGUAUUUAAAUAACCUGAGCCUUCGAGCAAAUGUUGUAAAUAAUAGACGUUUGAGUAAUGUACAUAUCUAUUUUCUAACUUUA
Molecule: messenger RNA, 2156 nt
Organism: Elaeis guineensis (African oil palm)
Lineage: Eukaryota; Viridiplantae; Streptophyta; Magnoliopsida; Arecales; Arecaceae
Product: BTB/POZ domain and ankyrin repeat-containing protein NPR1
Biological process (GO): regulation of salicylic acid mediated signaling pathway; defense response to fungus; regulation of jasmonic acid mediated signaling pathway
Cellular component (GO): nucleus; cytoplasm
Molecular function (GO): protein binding
Source: RefSeq, a predicted model, not a curated record